CGGAGGGAUGUCCCCCGAAGGCGAACUGCGAGCCCAGCGGCAAAGAGGUCGACUGCACGCCGGCGAAAACGCUGCAGGAAAUUUCCAACUGGUAUAAGAACAUUCUAGCAGAGCAGGGGGAAGAGGCUGAGCCGGUCGCGCGAGAAAGGAUGGAAGCGCUCAAACGGGGCACGUACGAAAUGCUGCAUCGAUUUUCGGUCGGGAGCGGGGGGCGACGCUUGAGCACCUUUCCGGUUAAUCGGUUGUUUGCGCAGGGCAUAUCGAAC
This is a messenger RNA of Amoebophrya sp. A120, 266 nucleotides long. The record is from the annotation of a GenBank genome assembly. NCBI's taxonomy places the organism in Eukaryota, Dinophyceae, Syndiniales, Amoebophryaceae.